Messenger RNA from Notothenia coriiceps (black rockcod), 1815 nucleotides. RefSeq lists its product as uncharacterized. The transcript is spliced from 3 exons. The record is from RefSeq and is a predicted model, not a curated record. Lineage: Eukaryota; Metazoa; Chordata; Actinopteri; Perciformes; Nototheniidae. The annotation marks the transcript as partial.
AUGAUCGGCGAUCUUCACAUCAAAUACGGGAAAUCCGUGUUUUACCAAUACCAUAAAAGCUUCUCUAGCAAAGCAGCGCUGCACUUAGCUCAUUGUAACAUCCGCCUGGACUGGUCCGUGCUGGAUACCGAGCUGCUCGUUAUGGCUACCGGCGGGCAACAAGUCGUCUCGUGCAUCAGUUGCGGAGCGCAGGGCCACACCUCUCUGCUCUGCCCUUCAGUGCCUCUCUCCGGGUCUAGCGUUUUCCCCACGCAGUAUUCUGGGAACAAUAAACCAAACCGUCAGUACCUGCAGGGAUGCUCACCCGAGGUCAGUUUGCCCAAGGCGCCGGCCCCCCUUCCCGCGCCAGAAUCAACUUGGGCUAUCUCAAGGGUUCAGGGUAGGGGUCCUUUCCCCCCCCUCAGUGACUUUAGUGGCAAAAAACCUGCAGUCAGCCACCAAAGAACCCACCAUAGUCUCUCAGUUCAUUCAAAAAGAGCUCAACAAAGGAUCGCUACACGCAAAUACUCUGAGAAGAAAAGGCUCAUCUUCGAACUGUCCGCUCCUCGCGCUGGCCCGUUUUGCAGCAUCAAUAGCCUUAUUCCCUCAGAGUAUUUUUCUCUUCAUUACGCUUCAGUUGAUAAUGCCAUCAAGCUCAUCAAAUUCGCAGGGCAAGGAGCGUGGCUCUCCAAAGCAGACAUUACUGACGCGUUCAAAAUAAUUCCCAUUCACCCAUCUCAGUGGCAUAUGUUCGGUAUCAGAUGGGAGUCCAAAUUCUACUUCGCUGUCCGUUUAACAUUCGGGUGCAGAAGUAGCCCUUAGAUCUUUAAUUCUUUUUCCGAAGCCCUCUGCUGGAUCCUCCUGAACAUCGUCAGAAUCCCCUCCGUCCUGCAUCUAUUGGAUGAUUUCCUCCUCAUAGAUCCCCCUCGGGACAACUCAGGCGCCUCUCUAGCAAAACUCAAACUAUGCUUUCAGGAGUUAGGUGUUCCCCUCUCAGGAGAGAAAACGCUAGGUCCCACCACACGCCUGGAGUUUUUGGGCAUUACACUCGACUCCGUAGACAUGGAAGCCUCUCUCCCCACGGACAAACUGCAGUGCAUUCACAACAUUACAAAGUCCUGUGAGCAACAAGUUAUCACCAAGCAGCAGCUGCUCUCCCUGCUCGGGCACCUCAACUUCGCCAUGCGUAUUAUCCCUCAGGGGCGCUCUUUUAUUUCCCGGCUCCUGGAUACAGCGUCGGCUGUAGAAAACCUGCAUGACCACGUCUUCUUAGAUGAAGGCUGCCGCUCUGACCUGCGGUUCUGUUCCCUCCUGCUCGCCCACUGGAAUGGCGUCACCUUCUUCUACGACGACCUCGUGUACUCCUCCGACUCCUUGAGAUUCUUCACGGACGCUGCCCCAUCCGUGGGUUUUGGGGGUUUCUUUCAGGGAGAGUGGUUUGCAGGCUCAUGGCCUCCGGCAUUCCCCAGCCAUGCCUCUUCCUCCGCUCUGCAUGAGAUCUUUCCGAUCGCUGUUGCCUGCCACGUGUGGGGUCACCUCUGGCCCCGGCAGCGGAUCUCAGUACUCUGUGACAACCAAUCAGUGGUCGGAAUUAUUAAUAAAGCGCGCUCCCCGUGCCGUGACAUCAUGCCGUUCAUGAGAAGCAUCACGUGGUCUUCCAUCACCCACAACUUUCUCAUCUCCGCUCGUCACGUUCCCGGCCACCUCAACUCAGUGGCUGAUUCCCUCUCGUUUCCACUUCCAGAAAUUCCGGAACCUCUGCCCAGAAGCCAGCGCUCAACCCGUCAGGAUUCCUCCCCUGCAUCUUCUCUCUCUCUUCUGAAUAGAAGCCCCCUA